Messenger RNA from Hippoglossus stenolepis (Pacific halibut), 3705 nucleotides. RefSeq names its product deltaC (gene dlc). Bases 254 to 2305 code for a protein of 683 amino acids. Gene Ontology annotation, cellular component: plasma membrane; protein-containing complex. The record is from RefSeq and is a predicted model, not a curated record. Gene Ontology annotation, biological process: Notch signaling pathway; cell communication; multicellular organism development. The transcript is spliced from 10 exons. Gene Ontology annotation, molecular function: calcium ion binding. NCBI's taxonomy places the organism in Eukaryota, Metazoa, Chordata, Actinopteri, Pleuronectiformes, Pleuronectidae.
GCCUCCAGCGGAUUUCAACUUUCUCUUCAGACCGCUGACACACGCAGACACACACAGAGACACACACGCAGAAACGCACAGAAACACACAGAGACACACAAACUGCUGCUCUGACCUUUAGCCUGUUUUUUAUUCAUCCACGGGGCGUUAGUUGCUUUGACUUUUCCUUUCUUCGCCGGACGCUCUGCGCCUCCACUGGAGCCCUUUUGGAUUUUACGCACUGGUCGGAUCGAAGCUGCGGCGCGCACUCACCAUGGCGCGUGUGUUCCUGUGGAGUCUCGCGCUGUUGGCAUCAGCUCAGGUGGCUCUCUCCUCCGGGGUCUUCGAGCUGAAGAUCGAAUCCUUCACCAGCUCCCGCGGCCUCUGUCUCUCUCAGCCCCGGAGCUGCCACAUCUUUUUCCGCGUGUGCCUGAAGCACUCGCAGGACGUCAUCAACCCGGAGCCGCCGUGCACGUACGGCACCGCGCUCACGGACAUCCUCGACGCCGACUCCAACUCCAUCUCCGAGAGCGCGCCCAUCAGGGUUCCCUUUCUGUUCAAGUGGCCGGGAACUUUCUCUCUGAUCAUUGAAGCCUGGAACGCAGAAUCUUCAGGGCUCGACUCCACAGAGAACCAGAACAACCUCAUCAGCCGGAUGGCGACCAGACGGCGUCUCGGCGUCGGAGAGGAAUGGUCCCAGGACGUUCACUUUGGAGACCAGAGCGAGCUGCGCUACUCGUACCACGUCGUGUGCAACGAGCACUACCACGGCGAGGCCUGCUCCGCGUACUGCCGGCCCCGAAACGACACCUUCGGCCACUACACCUGCGACGACGGGGGGAGCCGGCGCUGCCUGGAGGGCUGGAGCGGCGAGUACUGCACUGUCCCCAUCUGUGCGGCGGGCUGCAGUAAGAACGGUUUCUGCGAGUCUCCCGGGGAGUGCGUGUGCCGGCAGGGCUGGCAGGGCGAGCGCUGCGACGAGUGCGCCCGACACCCGGGCUGCCUCCACGGGACCUGCCAGCAGCCGUGGCAGUGCAACUGCAAGGAAGGCUGGGGGGGGCUGUACUGUGACCAAGACCUGAACUACUGCACCAACCACAGGCCGUGUCAGAACGACGCCUCGUGCACCAACACGGGUCAGGGCAGCUACACCUGCACCUGCCGCCCCGGGUUCACCGGCAAAAACUGCGAGAUCGAGACCAACGAGUGCGACAGCAAUCCCUGCAAGAACGGCGGCAGCUGCAAAGAUCUGGUGAACGAUUAUUCGUGCGCGUGCCCUCAGGGCUUCUACGGGAAGAACUGUGAGGUCAGCGCCAUGAAGUGCGCAGAUGAGCCGUGCUUUAACGGAGGGACCUGCGAGGAGAACGUCGACGGUGGCUACAGCUGCCACUGCCCAGCCGGCUUCACGGGCUCCAACUGCGAGAAGAGAAACGACAGAUGCAGCAGCAACCCCUGCGCCAAUGGUGCUCAGUGUCUGGACCUCGGGCAGCGCGCCAUGUGUCGCUGUCGUCCGGGCUUCACGGGAUCUCGCUGUGAAACCAACAUCGACGACUGCGCCAACAACCCCUGCCGCAACGCCGGCACCUGCGUCGAUGGCAUCAAUGACUUCACCUGCACGUGCACGCUCGGCUUCACGAGUAAGGACUGCUCCACGCGCUCCAGCCCCUGCGACCAUUUCCCCUGCGACAACGGUGGCACGUGUUACACCCACUUCACGGGCCCCGUGUGUCAGUGUCCGCCGGGCUUCAUGGGCGCCCGGUGUGAGUACUCUGUGAAGACCACAACCCCCACGAAACCACCCGUGAACAGUGAUUCCUCUCCUGCGCUCGUUGCCGCGGUCGCCUUCGGCCUGGUGACGCUGGCUCUGCUGCUGUGCGCUGCCGUCCACAUUCUGCGACAGCUGCGUCGCGGCAGGAAGCUCGCAGCCCUUUCCAGAUCGGUGAAGAACGACCUGGAGGCAGUAAACAACCGCAACGCAGUGAUCGGUGGGGGUGGACAUAAUAACGGGAGCUUACCCGGAGCGGUGCUGGGCAGCCUGCGAGAGAAGGAGGCCUUCCUCAUCCCCGGAGGACAACUCAAAGUAUCCAAUAAGGACGCAGCGCUGGUGGAGAAGGGCAGCGACAGCAUGGCCAUGUUUAAAAACAAGAUGGCGGACUAUAACCUGGCGAACGAGGAGCAGCGUCUCGGCAAGAACAAGUUCGACCUUAAGAAGUGCGACUCGUCCAUCAUCGUGCCCCCCCUCACCUUCGCAAAGGACAGCGUGUAUCACCCAGUGUUCAUCAUCCCGGAGCAGAUGGAGCAGUGUGUGUUUGCUACUGAGGUUUGACCUCAGACCGCCGGCACGCAGACUUUCAUGCUGAAGCAUUGUCGUCCAGGACAGUCCACCCAGAGGGUCUCACUAUUUUAUUUAAUAUUUAUUACCCCUGUGGAAAGAAACAACAAGACAAAACUUUUUAAAGAAUCGUUUCCACUUUGAUACCGACAGUUUUUGGACGACUAGGUUGUGGAAAAGAAGGAAGGAGCAGCGGAGGAGGAGAGAAAAGAGGAAAAGACUGAAUGUCCAGCAUCAUUUGCACUAUUUAUCUUUUUUUAUACAUUAAAUCUUAAUAUAAUUUUUCUUGCUCUACAAUUUUCCUUGGAUCAAAUAUGAAUGAGAUGUGAAGAGUUGGAUUUUUCCACCAAUCAAAAAAACCGGUGCCUUACCAAUGCUUCCUAAUCACCGUGGCAACCAUCUCCUGUACAGUUUCACAAUAAGAUGUCAAUCAAAUCGUCGAGGACCUGACGGACAAUCGAACGUUUAGUUUCAGGUCAAACAACCUGAACUUUCCCUCUUUUAUUCGAUCUGAAAGACGAACGGAGGAAUUUCUAUCAUCGUUUUUUGAUUUCUUGUUUUCAAGAUGCUUGGAGACGAAGCAUCUUAUGUGAAGAAGAAGAACAAUCACACAAACUCUGAAGUGCCUCUUCAUAUGAAAACGUAUUUAAACAACAAAUAGAAUUUGUUGCUUCUGGAAACCAGAGAGAGUUUUUACUGGAUCUCAUAUUCAAUCUGUCUUGAAAAGCUCAGAACCAUAUUCAGAUCCACUGGAACCAUCUGUUUAAUCCAGUUUAUACUUCGAGACCUAAUCCCAAUCAGAGUCCCAGAUUCUGAUCCGAGUCUGAACGAGGUUUCAGGUGAAUCAGCACAAUCAGCUGUUUUCUCCCUCUUCACCUCAGAUCAUCUAUUCUAACACUCAAGAGUCAAACCUGAAGAGUUCAGCUGAGCUGGAUUCACUUUACUACUCAGUUUGUCUUUCUGUGGCUGGGCCGGUUUUUUAUCCAGUCGUGGUCUUGAGAGGUUUAUUUUUCAAAGAAAGCAGAAAAACAAACGAACAGAGAAAACUGGAGAGGUUAGUUUGAGUCGUCACUUCUCUGAGUUCCUCUGUAUUGACAGUUUAUUACAAACGUGAAGGAAUCCAGAGAGUUUCCAUUCCGUCUUUUAUACCGAAUCCAUUUGAUACCAAAAAUAAGUGUUGUUCCUGUGUAGUCGUGUCUUUGUACUAUCUUUGUUAAUUUAAGAAAACAAUGCAAUGUGUACAUAUCGUCCAGGACAUAGUUAACCUAUUUAAUUUUGCCCUUUGUAAAUAAUUGUGUAUUUAUGAAAGAGAAUUGUAUAUAUGUCUAUGUUAUUAAUGUGCCUAAUGUCAGAAUCAAGAAAUAUAUUUUUUCAUAAAUAAAAUGUGAAAAUAA